AGGUAGGUUAGGUACCUAACAUACCUGCUCUUCCUCCUACCCAAGCUACCUAAGGCAGCAGUAGAGCCUUAACGGGCAACGGUUAGAUAUAUAGCUCAGGCAGAGGCAACCUCCGUGGGAGGCCGUAGGAGGAGGUGCUGGUAGGUAAUCCAGAUGUGCGCUAUAUUUGCCAUCAGCACCUUCGCCGCGCCCGCGUUCUCCCGUACUUCGGAACAUGCAGGCAGCUGCGGACAUUCUCUUCCGUCUCAGCCCCUACUAGGGGGGAGAGGAGCCCGCGGAAGCCAGAUCGACAGCGGGCCUACCUACUUGGCUGUGAGCCGUAUUGACGAGCCGCCUGUCUCGCUAAUCAUGAGCGAAAUACACCGUCUUCCUUUCCGGAAUAGCCCGCCAUCCCGUGGAUGGGAUCGGCCGGGCUGGACUUUACACGCUGGGGCGUAUUAAUAGGUACUGCUAUAAGACACCAUCCGGGGAGCUAAUGGAUCCCAAAUCUCCG
This is a messenger RNA of Durotheca rogersii, 493 nucleotides long. RefSeq lists its product as uncharacterized. Lineage: Eukaryota; Fungi; Ascomycota; Sordariomycetes; Xylariales; Xylariaceae. The transcript has a single exon. The coding region runs from base 154 to 441 and encodes 95 amino acids. The record is from RefSeq and is a predicted model, not a curated record.